Melanotaenia boesemani (Boeseman's rainbowfish) is the source of this 6553-nucleotide messenger RNA. Its product is annotated as semaphorin-4G-like. Bases 445 to 3096 code for a protein of 883 amino acids. Gene Ontology annotation, molecular function: semaphorin receptor binding; chemorepellent activity. Gene Ontology annotation, biological process: semaphorin-plexin signaling pathway; negative chemotaxis; negative regulation of axon extension involved in axon guidance. NCBI's taxonomy places the organism in Eukaryota, Metazoa, Chordata, Actinopteri, Atheriniformes, Melanotaeniidae. The record is from RefSeq and is a predicted model, not a curated record. The transcript has 16 exons.
CCCAGCGCAAAUCAGUCCUCAGGAUAAUCCCGAGAAAAGUGGAUACAGUGAAGUAGUUGGUGUGUCAUCAUUACAGUGGGAAUAAAAAAGGGAAGCAGUGAGCUUUAGAAGGUGGUGAAGUAAAGGCGUGGAGGGCGAGCAGCGCAGGAGCGGCUGGGUGUCUUGUGAGUGGUUGUUUAGAGUGCACAGACGUCUAAAGUCCAUUUGGAUUACCUUGAGCUCAGUGAAAGGUAAAAAUCCUGUUCUUCGUGGGAUCUUUACUCAAAUUUAGGUUUCUUUCAUACCCUCUCUCCAGAACAGUGAAAGAAGCAGCCUUCUGUUUGUCUCAGUGCACGGGGGUACAUCCAUGUGAAGAGGCGUAUCUGGUGGAUAUGUUAGUGUGAGUGUCUUUGUGUACACACACAUCGGUUGGAGAGUAUCUGCCUGAAGAGGUGCUCAGCAGAGAUGCAAGGAGCUCGAUCCUCAGCCCAUCUCCUGCUGCUGAGCUGCUUGUGUGCAGCAGUGGCGACUGGCUACCCGUUCAGAAUGCCUCUGGACCUGGAUGUGACUCCACGUGUCACUGUGUUGACCAGUGGUCUCCAGGGCUGCAGACGUUUUCAUUCUUCUGCAGUCAACUACAGCACCAUGUUCCUGGAGGUUGACAGUGAGCAUCUCUAUGUCGGGGCCCGGGGGGCUGUAUUCUCUCUCAAUGCCUCUGACAUAUCAGCCGGCUCUGCUCUCACUAUUGAGUGGGAGGCUUCCCCUAAGCAGAAGAGUCUGUGCCAGCAGAAAGGAAAAAACAAUAAGACAGAGUGUUUUAAUCACAUCCGCUUCCUCCAGAGGUUUAACUCGACUCAUCUCUACAUGUGUGGCACUCAUGCAUUCAGUCCCCUUUGUGCAUACAUAGAUGAAAAGAGGUUUGUUAUGUCAUCAGAGCCUGAGGAAGGCAAAGACAAAUGUCCUUACAGCCCAACAACAGGUUACACUGCUCUCAUUAUAGACCAGCAGAUAUACACAGCUUCCCAGUAUGAGUUCUGGAGCUUUCCAGAUAUACGCCGUAACUCUCCAUCUCCCACUCUGAGGACAGAAGAUGCUCCCACACGCUGGCUGAAUGAGGCAGACUUUGUGGGUUCAGCACUUGUGAGGGAGAGUUUGGGCAGCAGCACCGGUGAUGACGAUAAGAUCUACUUCUUCUUCACCGAGAGGAGCCAGGAGCAGAGUACAACCCACAGCCACAGCAGGGUGGCACGAGUUGCUCGGGUUUGUAAGGGAGACCGAGGAGGUCAUUUAACUCUCCAGAAACGGUGGACAUCCUUUCUCAAGACCAGGUUGAUUUGCUCUCUGCCUGAGUUUGACUUCCACUUCAACAUGCUGCGCAGCGUGUUCGUUAUGCCUGGCCUCAUGCCGCAAGACACUCUCUUUUACGGCAUCUUCGGCCUGGAGUGGAAAAAUGUGAAGGCAUCUGCAGUGUGUCGGUUCUCUCUGUCUGAAGUCCAAGAGUCCUUUCAAGGACCCUACAUGGAGAACCAGGACCCUGGCUCUACAUGGAAGGAAUACACUGGAAAAGUUCCUGACCCACGGCCUGGAACAUGUAUAACUGAUGCUCUGAGAGCCAGAGGCAUAAACAUCUCUACCUCCCUGCCUGAUGACGUGCUGAAUUUUGUCAGACGGCAUCCUCUGAUGUCCCAGCAAGUCCAACCUUUUGACAGACGCCCUCUUUUGUUCAGGAAAACAACAGACUACACACACAUGGCAGCCCACGUGGUCCAUGGGUUAGAUGGACAAAUGUACCAUGUAUUAUACAUGGGAACAGAUGAAGGUUGGAUACACAAAGCUGUAGAAGUAAAAGAUCAACUACACAUUAUUGAGGAGCUUCAGUUGUUUGAGGAACCACAACCUGUUACCAAUCUACUGAUGUCUACUAAGCAGAUGAGUGUGUACGUGGGCUCUCCAUCAGGCGUGGUUCAGCUGCCGCUCUCUAACUGUCGCAGGUACACUUCCUGCUAUGACUGCAUCUUUUCCAGGGAUCCUCACUGUGCCUGGAACGGAUCCAAGUGUGUGGAUGUGAUGGCAGAGGCAAACAGAUCCAGUUUAAUCCAAGACAUCCAGCAUGGUAGCAUAGGAUGUGAGAUGAUGCAAUAUGAUAUUGUCCAGCGAAGCCGCUCUGUUCGGGUGGGGGAUGAUGUGCUGCUGCAGUGUGAGCUCAGCUCCAACCUGGCAACGCCCCUCUGGAUGCUGGAUGGUAGGGAGGUGCAGGGCUACGAUCUGAACUCUGGCUUCAGGACAGGCACAGAUGGCCUGCUGAUCAUUGAGGCCCGACAGGACCAGAGCGGUCUGUAUACCUGUCACACUGUUGAGAACAACAUCAAGGUUGCCAUAGUAACCUACAAUGUAACCAUCAACCUGGACCUUCCCCUUCCCCCACCCAUUGAUCCAGUUCGUAGUAUUUCUUCCAUUCUGCCACCAUCGACAGAUCAACCUUCAUCUGAGGGGCCCCCAUCACUCCCCAACCACUCAGAGCUGCUGUCCCCCAGGAACAUGGAGGCCAUGUACCUGUCCCUCAUCACCAUCCUUGGUGGUCUGUGUGUGGUUCUCACUGUGGUCCUCGUCUAUGUGGGUUUCUGCUUGCGAGCGGGCAGCAGAGGGAAGUACUCAUUGCGUGCCGCAGCUGCAGCGUAUCCAAGCAGCAAGAAGAGCAUGAGGAGCAGGAAACAGCACAGAAGCUCCUCCCACAUGGAGCUGAAGACCAUCUCAAUUCACUGUAAUGGCAAUGGCAUUUGCAAUGGAGUUUCAAAGUAUAAUGGCAGCAUCCAGGAUGGAGGCUUUCUACAGAUAGUCCCGGGUGAGGGCCACACAUCAUUUAAUAAGGAGCCUCCUCCCCCAGCACCGCCUCUUCCUCCAACUCCACAGCAUACCUGUGACAUUCCCAGUGGGCUGUCGGCCACUUUGCCCAGUGUCCUACGGAGGAUGAACGGGAACAGCUACAUGCUGCUGAGGCAAAGUGACUCUGAAAGCACAUCACCACUCUGCUACUCCUUCUCUGAGGAACUCAACAGGAUCUUAGAAAAGAGGAAACACACUCAGCUGCUACCCAGGCCGGAUGAGAGUUCUGUUUAGAGGCAUGCAGCUCCCCUGUCAUGUUCUCACCCCGUGCCUGUUCUUUGUGGACCAAAAGAUGUAGAUAAGAUGUAAUGCAGAUAAAAACAAAUUCUUAUCCGUAUUACUUACUUUUGAUAGUCCACAUUCAGAUAUUCCUGCUUUUUAAACCCAUGAGCAAACUGAAUUUCCAAAUUUCUCUGGAAAAAAAAAAAUUCAAAUGUGAAAUGAUAGUAAACGGUAGAACAGAAAUGCGUGAUCUACCUCACCUGCCCAGAGAGACGUGUAGUCGAGACUGGAGUCUGAGAAUCAGAGCAGGGAUCUCCACUGCAGGAUGAUCUCUGAUCUGCAAAGAACAAACCUGGAUAAACAAACUCUUAACAAGACGUGGAACUGCAUGGACAUAUAAAUACAUGAUGGGAUCCCAAUCAGACUAGAGGGCAGCUAGCCAAAAUUUGUUUGCACUGAGAAGUGCACAGAUGGCCUAUGCAUUUUUAAAACAUGACACAUUCAUCAUAAAUAUUGAUGGACAUGAUGAGCAAAAGCUAAUAUGUAUGAGAAUGUUAUAUAUAUAUAUAUAUAUAUAUAUGCUUUCACUGUUAAACAGAUGGUACUAUCUUGUGUUGGCCAGCUAGGUUGCGGUUGUGGGCCUUGAUGCAAUUCAGCUGCUUUUCAAGUGAGUCCCCUGGACUGGUGACAGCUCUCUUCAUGCCCAGCAUCUUCUACAAGUUUGGCAUAGUUCCUCAGCUGCUGCAGGUUCCAAUUUGAAAGCACAAUGAGGUCUAUUGUCACCAGCUGCUGUCUAAGACCAGGGAGUUGGCUAGAGAGGCAGCUCAAUGACAUCGAGAACCCCAAUAGCAGCAGGAUUGGCCAGCAGACAGGGAAACACUAAAUGGAUGAAUGGAGGGAGCUGGUUAACAAACAGAACUCACAUUUUAUUAAUAGCACACACAAAGCACAUUGUAUCAGUUCUAAUAGCUGUUGCGGAAUAAUAUACUGUAACUCAUGCUGACACAUAACAAAACCCUUUUAGUAAAAGAAAAAAUGGUGAACUAAUCAUUAUUUAAUAUAACUAUCAGUACUAAUUAACCUAAUUUAUUCGGUUGUUCUUAAUUAAUUAUUAAUUAAAUAUUAAUGACUGGUUAUUUUAUCAUCUAAGUUCAGAUAAGUAUUUAAUAUUAUUUAUAUGGUGUUAAAACAUAAAUGAAAAACUACUAUAUGGGUGUACAGCAUGUGAGAAAUUUGUGACAUCAACAUAAUAAAAGGAAAUAAAUGUGUCCCAUUUGUACAUGAUAGAAAAAGUAUUAAACAGUGAUUAUUUCACCAAGUGCUGUGUGCAGCCUUUGAGAUAUUUGACAGUAUUAAUGAAUUUAAUGCACUUUAAACUAAACUUUCUAAGUGUUUGGGGGAAUUAAUGGACACUAUUAUGAGAUUUUAAGCCAGAAUGAGUUUGACCUUUUUGAGAUGUUGUUUCUGCUGGAUGCUGUUUGACCCCGACUCCCCCCAACAUGAAUCUGCAGCGCUGAAUGACAAACUGUGGAGCAUCAAGAGUGUCCAAGGUAUUUAGUUUUUAUAUCUUACCAGCACAUUUCUCCCACAGGCACUUUGCCAAACAAGCCUUUUAAGAUAUGCAUCAUGGAGUUAAGAGUCCAUGGCCACUGUUAAAACACUGAUAGAAACCUUCUUGUCUUCUGAAUUUGUAUGCAGUUGUAUCCUAACAGCUUUGUCAGUAUGACAGACGUUUAUUAUUUGUGGAAAAGGUUUGGUUUCAAUAUUUGCAAAUCAAGACAUCUGCUGUAGUCUUUUUCACAUGAACACUGACACAACUAAUUUACAUAAUAAGAGAUAGUACAAUAAGCGCUAAGGUUUAAUUUCUAGAAAUUCAUUUUUUUUUCUUUCCAUUGUAACAUAUUGCAGGUAUAUCCUUGCACAGAAAUGGCUGUAAUCUCAUUUAGUAUCAUAGAUAUUAAAUUUCUGUCAGUCAGCUCUCGCUGCAUACUCUUAUGUCAGAACGCAGCAUUAAUUAAGUACUUGUCUUAUGAUGAGGCUGGCCUCCACUGGAGAGCCACAGAUCUCUCCAGACAUUUACACCAUGUUCCACUCUGAAGCUUCCAAUUAUUUUCUUCUUACUUCAGCAGCAAAGUCUGGAUUUUCUUUUUUUUUUCCUAAUUUCACAUGAAGAAAAGAAAUGUAAAAAUAACUAUAUACUAUGUCCUUUCAAAGAUGCAUAUUUCAGUCAUAGGUUUCCUUAGUCAUAGCAUACUUGAUUGAGUCAAGUCAUUCAGUAAUGCUUGGGUUUGAAAUGACAUGUACACUGCUGCAGUUCACAAAACAUUAGACCUGGAAGAGCCAAUCUUUCCAGUUAGUUUGAUUAAAGCCCUUUGACCUAUUUUCAGACUACAUAAGACAAGGUUAAUAAAAAAAAUAAAAAAAAAAGGAUUUUAUUUCAUUUCAGGGUCUUGUUUGGAAUAUCUCUUGACUGUGUUUGAGUUCAGCUACAUCUCAGGCCACAUAGAAGCAGAGUUGACCACAUGCAGUUUUCCAAUAGAUCUACAAUGGAAAGACAUUGCUAAGGCCUGCACAUUUUUCUGUCUUUCUCAUUUACAGGUGUAAUAAGAGCAGAUCAGUUAUCUUCCUGAGGAGACCACCUCUUUGACCAUGUCAAAAAGCAAGACUGGACACAGAAGUGUUCUUUUAAUGAGCGGUGGAACAAAAUUUACCAUCAUUAGCAGACAGCGGGGUCAGAGGUGAGGCUGGAUGAGGGCAGCAGUGUGAGCCUGGGCACCGCCAGCUGAAAAUAGCUGGCUACAGCAUCUUACUGAGCUACGUUUGUUCAUUCAGACAACAGCUCUUUGUGUGGAGACAGCGUCCUUCUCUCUGUUUGAUGCAUACUUGUUAGACCAAACUUAAAAUAUAAUGAUCUUUUUUUUUUACUUUCUGCAUGAAUUAUGUUCAAACACUGCUAUUAAGGAAACAACAAGCUCAUCUAAAUAUCAAAGAAAAGUGCCAAGGUUGGUGUUAGAAUACAGUAUACUUUGUGAGCCUGUUUUAUUGCAAAACCAGAAGAGAAUGGUUAAAAAAAAGGCAUUUAUUUAUUUUGUAAUUUUGUAAAAUUGUAUUAUUUUGAAGCUUAUUGAAAAUGUUGUUGUUGAAGUGCCACUUUUAAAAAAAACAGACAAUUUUUAUGUGUUGCACAAAAUGUGAUAAAGAUGAACACAGCAGCCAAAAGCAUGCAGAGGCUGCACCAGCACAUUAAUAUUUAUAGCUCACUAACAGGAGAAAAAUACACCAAAUUAUACAUAACCAUCUCUAUAUUCCUAAUGUCUUAGCUACAGAUUGUUGAGCUUUUCUGUACUUUUAAUCUUGUUUGCAUGUUACACCAUGUGUGUGCACAGAAAAUCUUUUUCCUAAGCUAACACAAAGAACGAGGGCAGUGACUCCCUUCAAAUUUCAGUUUGAAAUAAAAUUUCUACAUGAA